GCAUAACAAUCACAGCAACAUCAGAAAGUUGAUGGUCACGUUAGGGGGCAAGGAGUAUGGAUGACGAAAUAUUUCUAACUGGGAAUUUCCAGCAGUAUCCAGAUUGCAAAAGCACUUAUAAUUUACGCUUGGGAAGAAAGAAUCUUAUUUUCGAACAAACAGUGGAUUCAGUGACCUACACAAAGCUAACAGAUGGAUUCACUUCUGUAUUACUGCAAGAUGUGGUUGCUGCCCGACUCUACAACAGCAAAAUCCCAAAGGACACAUCGGCCUAUUUUCACAUCACUGCUUAUCCCUUAACAAAUGUUGGGAAAAUGCGCCGUAAGAGGAAGAAGAAGGAGUUCACCUUUCGUGUGAGCGAGUCUGAUGACGAGGAAAGUAACAUGAUCGUUGCAGAAACAUGGGCAAGGUCCGUUGAAUGGCUGAUUAAGAAUCCCUCGAUAUCACAGGAAGAUCUUCAAAGUAAAGAUGCCUUUCCAAAGAAAAGAAGGAUUUUAGUCCUUAUUAAUCCAAAGAGUGGAAAUGGUGCCAGUGUUUCAAAGUUCAGAAAGUUUGUUGAACCAGUCUUCAAAGAUGCUGGAAUUUAUUAUCAGGAAUUUGUUACAAAAUGUGCUAACCAAGCCACAGAAGUUUGUUAUUCCUUGCAUUUAUCCGACUGGGAAGGCAUAGCUAUAUGCUCUGGUGAUGGACUUGCAUAUGAGGUUGUCCAAGGUUUUAUGCAACGUGAUGACUGGGAAAAAGCAAUCAAAAUGCCAAUUGGUAUGAUACCAACAGGAUCUGGUAAUGCCCUUUGUGCAUCAGUGUUGUACCAUGCAAAGGAUGUAUUCGACAUUACGUCAGCAUCAUUCCACGUUGUCCGCGGCAUCCCGAUACCAAUCGACUUAUGUGCCAUGCAAAAUGAUAAGCAAAGGUUCUUUUCGUUUCUUUCACUAACAUGGGGAAUUAUAUCUGAUAUUGAUAUUGAAUCUGAAAGGCUACGCUUGCUAGGAAAUGCGCGCUUCACCGCUGGUGCUGUUUCGCGAAUACUUGCUUUACGUAUCUAUUCUGGAAAACUGGCCUAUCUUCCUAUUUCGGAAAGUGAGCUAUCUGACGAAAAAUGCGAAAAUGCUGAAACUAGUGACGCGGAUUCAAGCUAUGAAAGCUGCGUCACUGAAACACAGUUUCAGACAGAUGAAACAUCUAAUCGAAAGUUGGUUUUCAAAGAUGCUUUAAAUUAUGAAAGAUUAGAGGAAAACACACGAGAAGAAGAUUAUGGUGAUGAUAUUGGGUUUCAAAAUUCUAGACAGCGAGGUUUCUCUUCAUUUGAUGUCAAAGUGAGAAAUCAAAACAGUAUAAGGAAGGUUGCAAGCACAAACAUUGCAGCUGGUAAAUACGAGCCUAUGUUGGAAACUGGUGAAGAUAUAUCCUCGGAUGGCAAAGAUGUCAAAAGAAGCUUCCAGAAAAGAGCUUUUAGCACAACCGAUAUGAAUCGAAGCGUCGGGAAGGAAAAGGAAUUGUCUUUGAAUAAAUCUAAACAAGAAAACAGACGGCAGGCCAAAGGACCCGUAGACAGUGCUUUGCCGCCGCUUGACGUUGAUCUACCUGAGGGAUGGGUUACCUUAGACGGCGAAUUUGUGACAGUGAUGAUACUCCUUGUUUCUCAUUUAGGAUCGAGCUUAAUCUCGUGUCCAGGUCUCAAGCUUGGUGACGGUCAAAUGUGGCUUAUGUUUAUCAAAAAGGGUAUAUCCAGAAAAUCAUUAGUUGAUUUUUUGACAAAGAUGGAAACCGGAGAGCAUGUUUCUAAUAACGAUGUUGAAAUUCGAAAAAUAAAAGCAUUUAGACUAGAACCGAAAUUUAACCGAACCGGGUAUAUUGCUGUAGAUGGAGAGGUGGUUGAGUAUGACAGAAUCCAAGGACAAAUCCACAGAGGUCUGGGGAGGGUAUUUGCAUGUGCCUGAAUUGCUGUACAUUCUUAAGGCUAUGAUGUUCAGUUGAAUUGACUUUUGUGGAUGCGAGACGCUGCAUGCCAGAAUAAAUAAACUGUUCGUUGCAAGUUGCUUGUUUUCAUGUUUAAAAUGUAAUAACGUAUUGAGCAGGACGCUUGAUUCAUUCACUGGCGCAUUGGCGUUGAUUUAGAUAUAUUAAAAUAAUUUUGUUCAGCGUAUAAUUUAAAUUUAUAUGAUGCACCCUAUAUCUUGAGAAGACUAGGUCGUUAAGGCAAAAAACGAUUUAUUUUCAUCAUUUAUUGUGUAUAACUUUUACCAAAUUCAUUCAUAGUGCUGGAUCGACCCUUUUUUAUUUAUCUUCAAUUACACUCUUUUUUUAUAAGAACAAUUUUAUAAGAACACGAGCCACAAAACUGGUCGAAAGUUAAGAACAAACUAAGAACAUGCUAAGGCUGAGCUUCUGCAAAAUGCAAUUUUGAACAACGUUUUUUCUCAAAAUCGAGGAUUUUCAGCUUUUUCGGAGAAUUUUCAAACUUGUCGGCAAAUGAAGCUUGCCUCACUCAAUUUGUCGGCAAAUGAGGCCUGAACACCUCCUUAGAGUGAAAAAGUCAGCCUGAACUUAAAUUUACUGGUUCUUAUAAAAAAGAGUGUAUGCAUCCAGUUUAGAUCUUUUAUUAUCAUUAAGGUGAUGCGUAAUGAACGAAUAUUUUGUUAGAAUCCUGAGAGUUUCCGUUUUGAGUAUUAUCUAGAAAUUGACAGUCAAUACAACCUUGUUUAGAAGCUUGCCGGCUGUAGCUAUGCUGCUGUUGGACUUGGUCUUGCUACCGUAUGAAUGAUUAGAAACCGUUUGUUAGGAAAACUGGCUGUUAUAACGUGGUAGUAUAAAAGCUGGUCCGUGAAAAUUCAUUAUAUCUUAGUACAUUCCCCAUAGGAUCAUAAGUGAAAAUAUAUUGGCAUCUAAUCUUGACAAAUUUAUUGAGGUUAUCUGCUUUCGACGUAAUUUACCUUGUUUGAUAUGAACUAGACAACCAUUUUAUAUACUGAUUAUUGAUAUUAUCUGUUUCAAGAACCAGUGCCAUCGCUAGGUAUUGUUCCAUAGGAAGCUGCUCAGGCCCCAUUUGCCGACAAAGUGGGUGACCCACCUUUAAAUUGCCGACAAGUAUGACAAUUUCCCGACGAAGCACCCCUACAUCGCAAAAUCUUCUUAUUUAUGCAACGGAAUUUUUCAAGGGGAAUAUCACACGACCCCAUUCCCCACCAUAGCGAUGGCCCUGUCCAGAACCAGUAUAAGAUAAUUUUGUGUGAUCAGUCUUAUGUACACCAAAAGAAUUGCAGCUUGAAAAUCACAACUCAAGUGUGUUUAAGUUUUAUAUCUCCUCCUAUUAUGUGUCCAUGUUUGCUUUCGUUUAGCUAUCAAGUUUUUCUCUAUAAUUGUUAAUGCAUAAUUAACAUUCUUGAUACAACCAAUUUCAGACUUAAUUGUUUACAUAUAUAUGAUUAAUUCAUCAUUCUUAUGCAUUUAAAUUGAAUGUUCAGUAAUUCUCAAA
Messenger RNA from Rhopilema esculentum, 3472 nucleotides. RefSeq names its product sphingosine kinase 1. NCBI's taxonomy places the organism in Eukaryota, Metazoa, Cnidaria, Scyphozoa, Rhizostomeae, Rhizostomatidae. The record is from RefSeq and is a predicted model, not a curated record. Gene Ontology annotation, biological process: phosphorylation; sphingosine biosynthetic process. Gene Ontology annotation, cellular component: intracellular membrane-bounded organelle; cytoplasm; membrane.